AUGUCCGGCUCGGCAGACCGGUCAAAGCGCGUCGAUACCAGCAUCAACCGCCUCAUCCAGCAAAUAACCCCCGACGAACCCCACCGCACCGAGGAGGAGAACCAGCAGAGACACGACCUCUUCUUCGAGGAGAUCAAGCAGCAGCUGGAGACACCGCGCCCACCUCCUCUUGCCGACCAGAACCAUGCCUCCGAGCUCAUCCGACGAAGGCUGGUGCAAACCAACCCCAGCCAGGCACUGCGCUUCUCGAACCUAUAUUCGCGAUUGCUAGCCCUGCCUGUCCUGAACCAGAAAUGGGCCAUGCUAUAUCUCCUACACCAGCUCACCGAGUCGCACGAUCCAAACGAGCCCGACCCUGUAGCUUUCGCUGAGUUCAAGCGCGAACAAGACGUGCGAAAGGGCCGAGCGAGACCAGUGGAAAGCGAGGAGGUUAUGCAUGGGAGACGAUACGCGAAGGAGGACAGAGAAGAGUUCGGAUCAAUGGGUCCUUCCGACAACGAAAGCGACGACGAGGACUACCCGCAGGAACCCAGGGGUGAUGGCUACCACCCAACCGAGCUCCGGGAUGUGCUCAAGAACCCCAAGCCGAUACGCACGCUCGAUGGGGAGUCAAACACCAAAAAUCAGACGAACAAUGUCGAUUACAAGCGGAGAGCGGCAAGCAGGGAUGAAGGAGUAUCCGGUCCACCCAGGAGAGACGUUGCCAUCAAGUCCAAACUACUGGCAGACAACUACUCUGAAAUCGACCCGUCGGAACCAGUCCUUCUACGAGACCUACCUUAUACCCUUCAGGGGCUCUCUUCGACCACCCUACCUUUUGGCAAAGACUACUCCCUCAAGCUACCAUCGACGCUCCCAUCGCCCCUCAUUGGCCUCCUCCACACACUGGCGGAGCCUUCGCUUCUGUAUCGGACUUUAGAAGACUUUGUCAAGACCCCUACAAAGGGGCUCUUGGACCAGAGUUUGCGGGCAGCCAUUAACAGCGAGCUUCGCUCAUACCUGACUCUCGUUGCGACGCUAGAAGGCCAAAUUCGCCGCGCUUUAGCCACAAUCGACGAGAAAGCACCUCGGAAUGGUAUUGGAAAGGCAGGCGUAACUCUCAAGCGUUGCGUCGUCUGGACCCGCGAAGCGACAAUGGGCCUGCGGCUCAUGAGUCUAAUUGCCGAAGAAUCGAAGACCAAGAAGGGCGGGCAACUCAUCACACUGAUCCAUUCAUUUUCAUCAUCUCACGGGGACCCCAUUGUGGGUGCCUUUGCUGAAAGACUACUCACGCCCGUGACUCGCCCCUUUUACGACAUUUUGCGCCACUGGAUAUACGAUGGCGAGCUUUCAGAUCCAUACCUGGAGUUCUUUGUGCAGUUGACGCUCCCUCACGAGACGACCCAGGGAAAGUCGGGUUCCACGAACGUGUGGGAAGAUAAAUACAAGGAACAGCCGGAUAUGAUACCCUCCAUCAUCACUGCUGAAUUCUCUCAAAAGGUCUUCCUGAUCGGCAAGUCUCUCAACUUCAUUCGGCACAGCUGUGGGGACUCGCAAUGGGUCGAGUCCUAUUCAAAAGCAUCAUCCAAGGAGCUGCGAUAUGGAGAUACGGCUACCCUGGAGUCAUGGAUUGACGAUGCGUACAAAACAACAAUGCGCCGACUGCUGCACCUCAUGACGAACAAAUUUCAUCUGUUUGACCAUCUACAAGCAUUGAAGAGCUACAUUCUACUGGGGCAGGGCGAUUUCAUUGCACUGUUGAUGGAAUCGCUAGCCGCAAAUCUCGACCGUCCUGCUGGGGCCCAGUAUAGGCACACGUUGACAGCACAGCUGGAGCACGCUAUUCGCGGUUCUAAUGCUCAAUACGACUCGCCUGAAGUGCUGCGGCGCCUCGACGCGCGCAUGCUCCAGCUCUCGCACGGCGACAUAGGCUGGGACUGCUUCACCCUCGAAUACAAGAUCGACGCGCCCGUGGAUGUCGUCGUAUCCGACUGGGGCAACCGGCAAUACCUCAAAGUAUUCAACUUCCUCUGGCGCAUCAAAAGAGUUGAAUUUGCGCUCUCCUCGACCUGGCGUAAGGUCACCACAGGCUCCCGGGGCGUCUUACAGACCAACCAUCUCACUGUUCAGGAGACCUGGAAGACGACGCGGGGGUUCCUCGCCGAGAUGGUGCAUUUUGUGGGCCAACUACAGUACUACAUCCUCUUUGAAGUCAUCGAGAGUUCCUGGACGGAGCUGCAGGCGCGUUUAAGCCGGGAAGACGCGACUCUGGACGACGUCAUUGUAGCGCAUACGAAUUACCUCGAAUCCAUAACCCACAAGGGUCUCCUCGGCGCGCGCCGGCGCCGCUUCGUGGGCUCGGACGCCGCCGGCAGCGGGAGCCACGGGGGCGAGGACGACAACAGCUACAUGAUCCAGCUGGGCGAGCUGCUGCGCACCAUGCUCGCGUACCGCGACUGCGUCGACGGGCUGUACUCGUGGUCCGUGUCGGACUUCACGCAGCGGCAGGUUGAGGCCGACCUGCGGCAUACCGUACCUUCGCCGGACGAGGACGCAACCACAAACCCAGGUGGUCCGCAGAGCGAGUUCCCGGCUCUGCGCGAGCGCCUGCGCCACCUCGGCGACCGCUUCCGCACCAAGCUCCAGAUCCUGCUCGGCGACCUGGCUUAUCAGGCCGACGUCGACCUGAGGUUCUUGGGCGUCGCGAUGAACUUUAAUGAUGUGUACCAGCCUGUGCGCCGCAAGGUCAAGGGCACGCCUGCGCCGCCGACGGUGGGUGGUGCGGAUAAGGGGAAGGAGAAGGAGAGGGAGGGGGAUAGGGACAGAGAGGAGCGCCAUAAACGGUGA
This is a messenger RNA of Anthostomella pinea, 2826 nucleotides long. NCBI's taxonomy places the organism in Eukaryota, Fungi, Ascomycota, Sordariomycetes, Xylariales, Xylariaceae. The record is from the annotation of a GenBank genome assembly.